GGGUCAGGGAAUAAUUCCCAAUCGAUUGAGUUUCUAUCAAAGUGCAAUCUGGAAAUCAUUUUGUCUCAAUCCCGAUGUAGAUAUUUUCUGCUUUUCGAGUAACAAGAAGCAGCUUCUUUGAUCUCUUCCUCAUACGAAUUGGCUGUUCUCCUGUUGAUCUUUCAUUCUUCUUCCGUAUGUAUAUUCGGGCUUGGAUUUUGUUUUAUUGUAGAAAGAAGAGGUUCCUGUCAUUCAGUAAUUGUAUCUGGGUGUUGUUGACAUGACUUGGACUGAAGUGGGUAUUGCUUCAAAUGGUUGUUCUGGUUCAUGGGUCUGAUGGGUUCGUAGCAAGUCUUUUGGCGGGGUGGGGAUGGUGCUUGAGGAAAAGGGCUUUCUGGGUCUAUCAGUAAAUGAUUCUUGUCUGUUGCGACUGAGUUAUUGGUAAAGUUUUGAAUUUUUCGUGUUGGUUGAUGAACAUGGAGAGGGUGCCAUGGUUCCACUCCUACUGUAUUCUCUUCUUCUGAUAUCGAGUUUAUUAAACCUCCCAGAAGCAACAUGAAGAACAUUCUAAAGAAGCUCCAUAUCGUGCCCAACCAAUCAGUAGACGCUGAGAGAUCUACGUCUUUGAAGGGUAAUCGGUCGAAUGAUGAUUCCUCAGGCAGGUCAUCUCCUCCUGAGCAGAAGCCGUUCUCUAAUAUCUCUGGUUGGUUAAAUUCUGUUACCAAUAGAAAAAAUCCUAACCCUCCCUCAUCUUCUAAUGUGGGAGGGAUAGGAGGGACAAGGGAUACUUCUGAUUCUUUGGAUGGCAACACUUCAGAAGUUGUGUUGGAUACGUUGAGAUGGAAUUCAGAGGCAAUCAAUUCAAGGGAUCCUCAGAUAGAAGAAGAAUAUCAGAUACAACUGGCGUUGGAAUUGAGUGCAAGGGAGGAUCCUGAGGCAGUUCAGAUUGAGGCUGUAAAGCAGAUCAGUUUGAGCUCUUGCCCUCCUCAGAACACUCCGGCGGAGGUUGUUGCUUACAGAUACUGGAAUUACAAUGCUCUUAGCUAUGAUGACAAGAUCCUGGAUGGUUUCUAUGAUCUAUAUGGCAUUCUGGCCGAGUCUACUUCAGAAAAGAUGCCUUCCCUUGUUGAUGUGCAAGGAGCACCAGUGUCAGAUGGUAUCAGCUGGGAAGCAGUUCUGGUCAAUCGGGCGGCUGAUUCGGAACUAUUAAAGCUUGAACAAAAGGCUCUACUGAUGGCCCUUGAGUCAAGAUCGGGAUCUCUUGAUUCUAUAGGUACUGAUAUGGUACAAAAACUCGCUGCUUUAGUUGCUAACUACAUGGGUGGACCAGUUGUGGAUCCAGAGAGCAUGUUGAAAGGAUGGAGGAAUCUUAGUAACUGUUUAAGAGAAACUGUAAAGAGCAUGGUGCUGCCUCUUGGUUCUUUGACCCUUGGUCUGGCUCGCCAUCGUGCAUUAUUGUUCAAGGUUUUGGCUGAUAGUGUAGGCAUUCCGUGCCGGUUAGUGAAAGGGCAGCAGUAUAUGGGUUCUGAUAAUGUGGCAAUGAACAUUGUAAAGAUUGGGGAUGGAAGGGAAUACAUUGUUGAUCUUAUGGCUGACCCUGGCACGCUUAUCCCAUCUGAUGCAGCUGGACCACAUAUUGAAUAUGAUGAACAUUUCUAUGGAGUCAAGCCCUUUCUUAGAGAUGUUGACCUCUCUGUUGUAGAAUCCUCUAGCAGCGGGUUUACAAGUUCUGUUGGGGGUUACUCGGGAUUUGAGCCUUUGGAUGAGAGAUCCAGGUCCAGGGAUCUUGCUGGUAGAGAAAAGAACUACACUGAAACAAACAAUUCAGAUGAGCUAAUAGGUGUUGAGAAUCCAAGAGUUGGCUCUUCACCGGAACCUCCACCAGAGCCAAUGAAGGGUGAGGUUGUAUCCAAGUUAAAAUUCAAUGAUUCCAAGGAUCCCUCCAAGGUGGAGAAGGUACUGGCUCCUGGCAGGCCUAGCCAUCCUUUUACACAUGCAAGAUCUCCGUCAUGGACUGAAGGUGUCAGUUCCCCUGCUGUGCGUAGAAUGAAAGUGAAAGAUGUAUCACAAUACAUGAUUGAUGCUGCCAAAGAGAAUCCACAAUUAGCUCAGAAGCUUCAUGAUGUGUUGCUGGAAAGUGGUGUUGUGGCACCUCCCAGUUUGUUCACUGAAAUUUAUACUGAGCUGGAAGAUGCCUCCAUUGUUGAAGCAAAGAAAAAAAUAGAAGAUAAGGACGGAAUGAAAAAGAGGAGGAAUGGAACCCGGCAUGAGAUUCAUGCUGGUGCUGGCCAGUUUUUGCCUCCUCUUCCUUACCAUGGAGUGCAGUCAAAACCAAGCCCUUCAGAUGUUCAAGUGGAGCAUUUGAAGCGUGUGGAGGGUUUGGAUAUUAACCAACCCCUUAAUUUUGGCGAAGUGUCUGAACUCCCUUAUUCAUCAGGAUCUGAAGUACCUGCUGCUUUGGCUCUGGAUACUUCCCGAGCAAAAUUUGUGCCUGUUGCUGCUGCUGCUGCAACAGCAGCUGUUGUUGCAUCUUCAAUGGUAGUUGCUGCGGCCAUGUCAAGCAACGACUCAAACACUGUACUUCCUGCUACAGCUGCAGCCACUGCCGCUGCUGCGGUUGUAGUUGCAACAACAGCUGCUGUCAGUAAGCAAUAUGAGCAAUCAGAGUCUUGUAUCCCCUUGCCAGAUGGUGCUUCAUGUUUCAACCAACUGGGUGGCAUGCAGCAUGAUGGUGAUGCAGAAGGUACAGGGUAUGCACCACAAGGAAGUGGUGACCAGGAGAAUGAUGCUUGUGUUGCUCAUGCAGAAGCUGAGCGAAGUUCAGACAGAUCAGCUGGUAAUGAUAGUUCAAAAUCUGACAUUGCACUUGAUGAUGUUGCAGAGUGGGAAAUCCCAUGGGAGGAAAUCACCUUGGGUGAGCGUAUUGGACUUGGAUCAUAUGGAGAGGUAUACCAUGGAGAAUGGCGUGGAACUGAAGUUGCCAUUAAGAAGUUCUUAGAUCAGGAUAUUUCUGGUGAUGCAUUAGAAGAAUUCGGAAGUGAGAUCCGGAUCAUAAAAAAAUUACGGCAUCCUAAUGUUGUUCUCUUCAUGGGUGCGGUAACACAUGCUCCAAAUCUUUCAAUUGUUACAGAAUUUCUUUCUCGAGGUAGUCUUUAUAGAUUAAUUCACCGCCCUAACAAUCAAUUAGAUGAGCGGAGGCGUUUGAGGAUGGCCCUGGAUGUUGCUAGAGGGAUGAAUUAUCUGCACAACUGUACACCAGUAAUUGUUCAUCGUGAUCUAAAGUCUCCAAAUCUUCUUGUUGAUAAAAAUUGGGUUGUGAAGGUUUGUGAUUUUGGAUUAUCACGAAUGAAGCAUAAUACAUUUCUCUCUUCUAGGUCGACUGCUGGGACGGCUGAAUGGAUGGCUCCUGAAGUAUUAAGAAAUGAACCUUCAGAUGAGAAAUGUGAUGUGUUUAGCUUUGGUGUCAUAUUAUGGGAGCUCUCUACAUUGCAACAACCUUGGGGAGGGAUGAAUCCCAUGCAAGUUGUUGGUGCUGUUGGAUUCCAGCAUCGCCGCCUUGAUAUUCCCGAAGAUAUGGAUCCAGCUGUUGCAGAUAUUAUCAGGAAAUGCUGGCAAACAGAUCCAAAGAUGCGACCGUCUUUUGCUGAGAUCAUGGCAGCACUGAAGCCAUUACAAAAGCCUAUAACAAAUGCUCAGGCGCCCAGACCCAGGGCACCACUAAGCAGUGGCAAGGUGAAGGGGGAGACAUCACAGGGUACAGAAGAGCAAGCAAGCUAAAGUAACUGAGAAUUAAAAUUGCGGUUUGAGUCAUCAACAUUGCAAGUCAGCCAGUGGCAAAAGUGUGCAGUGGUGUGUUGUCCUGGCUGAUGUUUGAGAGGUUUAUCAAAAGCUGUGAACAAGCGAUCCAUUGUGUUCUUCAUAGGUUCAAGGAUAUGUAAUUGUUUUCUUUGUUUUUCUUUUUUUUUCCCCACCAGUUUUUUUUUAGCUUGGUUCUGGGCUGUUGUCAAGGUUGUAUAUUUGCUGUAUUGAUCCAUUUAAAUUGUUUUAUCCAUGUUUGGAUUAAAUUUUUCUGAUAAUGACUGUUAACUGUUAAACAAUUCUUUGCAAUA
Molecule: messenger RNA, 4088 nt
Organism: Telopea speciosissima
Lineage: Eukaryota; Viridiplantae; Streptophyta; Magnoliopsida; Proteales; Proteaceae
Product: probable serine/threonine-protein kinase SIS8
Exons: 13
Coding region: 535-3756 (1073 amino acids)
Biological process (GO): protein phosphorylation
Molecular function (GO): protein kinase activity; ATP binding
Source: RefSeq, a predicted model, not a curated record